Molecule: messenger RNA, 1300 nt
Organism: Aspergillus novofumigatus IBT 16806
Lineage: Eukaryota; Fungi; Ascomycota; Eurotiomycetes; Eurotiales; Aspergillaceae
Product: putative transcription initiation factor TFIID, 31kD subunit
Exons: 1
Coding region: 224-1147 (307 amino acids)
Biological process (GO): RNA polymerase II preinitiation complex assembly; DNA-templated transcription initiation
Cellular component (GO): SAGA complex; transcription factor TFIID complex
Molecular function (GO): protein heterodimerization activity; RNA polymerase II general transcription initiation factor activity; transcription coactivator activity
Source: RefSeq, a predicted model, not a curated record
AAACCUCAGUUCAAUAAUAGCACAACCACGCUCUGUCGUUAAAUCGCCGUCUUUUUGUUCUCAAAUUCAUGCUAUGCUUGCUAUGAUCUAGCUGUGGAUGCUUCUCUGAGACCGUGGGACCGAUAUCUGAACUCUCCGAUACUUUCUAUCAUACCUCUCUCCGACCGCACCUCACCUCACCUCACUUCUUACCAUCCACCUAUCCAACCAUCAAGCACAUACAAUGGCAUCGCCAGCUCAAGCGCAGGCUCCGGCCUCGACAUCGAAUCAACCUCUCACACCGCCAGCCGAACCCUCAUCAACAAAUAACACAGCCAACACCACCGCCUCCUCGCAACCACCUCACCCUACAGGAACCUCCACCACCACCGCACCCAACACAGCGAUGCCCUCCGCAACUCCCCAGCCCACUCAGAUCCCAUCAACGUCACUCACAGACAGCGGCAAAUCACGGCGCCCACGCGAUGUCCGCCUAAUCCACAUGCUUCUCGCCUCGCUCGGCGUAACCGCAUACCAGGAACGGGUCCCGCUGCAACUCCUCGAUUUCGCGUACCGCUACACCUCAGGCGUUCUCCAAGACGCGGUCCACCUCGUGACGGAGGGCUACGCAGGCGCCACAGACGCAGGGCCCAGCAGCAGUCGCGGCCCGGUAGAAGUCAACAGCGUGACGCUCCCUGCGCUGCGGCUGAGCAUCGCGUCGCGCCUCCAUUACCAGUUCCAGACGGGGCUGCCGAAGGAGUUUCUGAUGGAUGUUGCGUCGGAGCGGAAUCGCGUGGCUUUGCCCGGUGCCUCGAGGGGGUUUGACACUGCGGCCCAGGCGAAGAGUACGUCCGCGGCCAAUCAGAGUGUUAUCAUGGGGGGGAUGCGGUUGCCGCCGGAGCGGUUCUGUCUGACUGGCACGGGGUGGAAUAUGAAGGAUGAGUGGGACAGUGAAGGGGAGGAGGAGGUUGAUGAUGCGGCGGCGCAGGCGGGCGUCGGUCAGGAUCAGGAUAGGAACGCUGGUGGUGGGAUGGCAGGUGUCAAGGAGGAAGGGGAUGAGGAUAUGGGCGAGGAUGAUGAGGAUGGCAAGAUGGAGGAUAUAUUUGGGGAAGAUACGGCCAUGGGGGACGGUGAGGGAGAUGAGGACAAGGCUAUGACGGAUGUUUAGUUCCCUUUAGACGGAGUUGGGCGCAUAGGUUAGUGUGGAGAUUCCAUGAUCUUGCAUUGGUCAAGGUUUGAUGCCGGCGCUGGUCAAACAAGCAAAGCAAAGCAAAGCGUAUUGUACAUGUACAUAAUGAAAUGACUGUCUUCCCCAAUCAAU